UAGAAUCCAAUGGGCAGAAUCCGGGUGUCCCCGCGCGACACACCACCCCUUCCUCGCCCCGAAUCUUCCCUUUCCCUUCCCCGCCCCACACGGCACAACAGCACCAAGCGCUCACCUCCAAAGUCCCCAAUCCUGCCGCUCACGCCCCACGAACCCAUCAAACCCUAGCUAGCGUCAUCACCCCCCUCGAGAUGGACGGCCGGGACGCCACGGCGGACCUGCAGGAGUGGGAGCUCCUCCUCGCCUCCCCGACCGCCACCGCGGCGCCGGGCCCUUACGCCGCCGGCGAGGAGGCGGUGGAGGACGACGCCGCCGGGGCCAUCAAGUACGACUACUUCGACCUCGGCUCCGACGCCAAGUACGCCAGGAGGGCGUCCCUGUCGGCGGGGGCCGAGGAGGAGGGUAAGGAGGAGGAGGGGACGGACGAGGAGGCCGGCGAGGCGAGCUGGGUGGAGCCGCACCCGGGCGCCCUCGCCUUCCCCGCCCGCGACCGCGCCGCGCUCUGGUCCGACUCGUCGUCGGACGGGGAGAGGCGCGAGGACGCCGAGGCCACCGAGCCGCUGGUGGAGACGCCCCGGGAGGCUGCGGCGGCGGACGAGGGGGCGGUGGCGAAGGGAGGGCCCGCGGCGGCCGCGGCGCGGUGGUGGAGGCUGCCCGUGGAGGUGCUGCGGCUGUGGGCGGCGCGCGCGGCGAGGAGCGCGUGGUCGGUGCCCGUCGCCGUCGCGCUGCUCGGGAUCGCCGUGCUGGGCCGCCGGCUGUACCGGAUGCGGCGGCAGAGCAAGGCCGUGGCGCGCGUGCGGCUCGUCCUUGACGAUAAGAAGGCAUCUCAAUUCAAGGCCCAGCCGAUGUUGCGGCGAGCUCCGAUGAUAAAGCCUAUGCUUCCCGGCAAUGGAGUGACCCCAUGGCCUGUGCUGGGGCACCUGUGAGAUUGUGAGAUCCGCUACAUAGAGCUAGAAAUACAGUUGGCUUGUGAGCAUACUAUGCAGUCCCCUGCAGAUUUAUACCCUACUUGAAGUGCCUACUUGUGAAGGACAAAAGGAUGCUUAAGUGACUCAUUCAGUAGAUCUUUUCUGCUUGAUGUUUGUAAUGCGCCCGUGUGUAUAUUUUUCUUUUGUAUCCUCGUUUUACCUGAUGUGCCUGAACAAUGUGGCUGUGUAUAUAUAUGAAACAAAGUAUCUGAAUAUGGUUGUAGAAUGGCAGUUUGAAACUGCGGCGAGCUUCCUUUCA
This is a messenger RNA of Triticum aestivum (bread wheat), 1227 nucleotides long. RefSeq lists its product as uncharacterized. Bases 192 to 926 code for a protein of 244 amino acids. The record is from RefSeq and is a predicted model, not a curated record. NCBI's taxonomy places the organism in Eukaryota, Viridiplantae, Streptophyta, Magnoliopsida, Poales, Poaceae. The transcript is spliced from 2 exons.